Messenger RNA from Colletotrichum phormii, 813 nucleotides. RefSeq lists its product as uncharacterized. The transcript has a single exon. NCBI's taxonomy places the organism in Eukaryota, Fungi, Ascomycota, Sordariomycetes, Glomerellales, Glomerellaceae. Bases 231 to 743 code for a protein of 170 amino acids. The record is from RefSeq and is a predicted model, not a curated record.
CGCAGUGUCAGUCUCCUCCUUUGACAGCUACUGGUCAGAGUCGGAAAUGAUCAGUUGGCGCCCAACUUUGGUAGUCGCUCUAUGGGCCCCUGGAGGUCGUCUCGUAAUCUCCCAAGGACCUCUAAAUGAAAGGAGCCGUAUAUCCAUUGUCAAAAGACGUUUCUCGUGCUCUGAUUCGACAUGACUUGAAGGAUUUUGGACGAUUGGGCAACCCGAAAUGGUUGUGAAGAAUGCAGCGCCGUCUCAAAAUACCACGCCGGGCUAUGCAACGGCCGGGCUGUUUGAGUCUGGCAGUGUUUCGGGCCAUUUCGAUGCUGAAUAGGCUAAACACGAAACACUUGAAGUGCUGUGCCGUGGAUUUGACGGCGGCCCGGAAGAACCCUCGUCAAUUCUCGUUUCCAAAGCCUUGGUUGCAUAUCAAGAUGGGGAUUGAACUGACUCGAGUAAGCCUUCGGAAGUGCAUCUGCGAACUCGCUGGCCAGGGAAAUGACGUCAACACGCCUUCUCAAUAUUCUCUGCCGUUCGAAAUAGAGCUCCACGUCAACAGAGGGCCGUUGGGAGCCAUUGUCCAAUGUAAGCUCCUGUUACGCGGCCAAGUUGAAAUCUCCUGCACGAUGGCUGUACGUACAUUUCCGCGUUGUCUUCGGAAGGGAAGAGGUAGCGGAUUGGCGGCAGAUCCCUCGAUGUGGUAUCAUCAACGACUCUGCCCCAUUGAAGUGGUUGCAACGAUGACCCAGCCAUAGUCACCAGCGCUGUGCCGCUGCAAGUCUUCAGCAAAAGCGUACUGGACGACGUUGGAUAUAGUAACCAUCG